Purpureocillium takamizusanense is the source of this 3109-nucleotide messenger RNA. RefSeq lists its product as uncharacterized. Bases 1075 to 2913 code for a protein of 612 amino acids. The record is from RefSeq and is a predicted model, not a curated record. Gene Ontology annotation, molecular function: fluconazole transmembrane transporter activity. The transcript has 5 exons. Gene Ontology annotation, biological process: xenobiotic detoxification by transmembrane export across the plasma membrane. NCBI's taxonomy places the organism in Eukaryota, Fungi, Ascomycota, Sordariomycetes, Hypocreales, Ophiocordycipitaceae.
ACCAGAUCAGUGAUCGGUCCCCUCCUCUUUAGGGUUGACGCGCGGUCGAAGCUCGCGACCGUCUCUUUGUCUCUCGGUCGAUUGUGCCGUUCGUCGUCUCUGAAUCCGCCAUCUCUCUCCCGUGCUGCCGCAUCGUCAGAGCCGCUUGCUUCGUUCAUCGACCGUGCCUCAACUCGUGGGGCAAGAUGCAGCCUCGCACCAUGGGAUUCUCCAGCUUGCCAUGCAGAUCCACGACAAUGCGUGCCGAGUAGGUACGACGGCGAGAUAACGACGCAUUACGAUACGGCACCCACGCCAGCGAGCACGCAAACGCCCAUCCGCGGUGAUGAUGCAAUGGAUGAUGCCCUCUGAUGAUUGGCUUGAUGACUGAUUUCGAUUGACGAGCGGGUGUACGAAGUACGCACUGCACCGCACCGCACCGCACCGCACCGCAGGGCCUGCCAAGCAGCAGCGAGCGGCCUGCAUUUGGUUUGGUCUCCCACCUGGCCGACCGCCGGCAUUGGUAAUCUGGGCCACCAGGUUGAUCCGAACGCAAAUCAUGCAACCAAUCCAGCGAGUCGGCACCCUUCAAAUAAGUAAGUGACCGUAAGUACGUCUAGCGACGUAAGUCCGUGGCACUCCGUUUGUUAGAUCCGCAGAGUCCGGGAUCCGAUCGCUAAGCACCACGGUUUUAGAGCAGCUAGCUAGCGCAGGCGAGAGCACUAGCAGCACACUCACUUUGGUCCACUGCCAUCCAUCGUGUGAGUCGACGACUUUUGGCAUGGCGCAGGCCGUAGAUGGCGGACGCGGGACAUGGAAGCCCAUGCCGCUCAACGUGCGCAUGGCUAUUAACAACAAGAGCAAGCAAUUCGAGCCGCAGCUCCAAGCUCCUUCAUCGAGCCGGCUGUAGCUGUCGGAAAAGACCAGAGUUACUACCCUACCCAUCCAGCUCGACCACCACCCACAACACUCAUAUAGUCAUCUCACUGCCCUUUCAACGGCAACUUGGCAUUGUCUCAGCGCCGACGCAGCAGCUGUCAAAACCCAAGAGCAAUCACCACCAACCUGAGCAGCUUCCCAAGACAGGUACCAGCCAUGGCAGACCUCAUCCGCGAUGCCCCCAUUGGGCAACUCAUUCGCCUCCUCACCAAAAACAAGUACCUCCAAUACCCUGAAGAGAGAGCCGACUUCAAGCUGCCGGAACCCUGGCAGCAACUACUCGAUAACCCUGAUGCCGUCGUCGAUGAAGGCCAGCUAACGUCGUCUUCCUCCUCAACGGUCAACGGCGGCAACGCCAACAACGGCACGGGUAACCUGCCCGAGAAGGAGACGGCUGUCGACCCGGAGACGGAGAAGGUACAAGAUCGGAGACAAGAAGGGGCUCAGCAAAAUCCGCCGCAUCUCCACCGCACGCCGACACCUACCGAGACGCCAGCCUUCACCGAGGCACGCCUCGAAGCCGACGAAGUCCACGACGUGCAGCGCGUCAAGUCGGUUCCCAUUGUACCUCAGCGCACAAAGGACGGCGCCAUCCUCGUCGACUGGUACUACACCGAUGAUGCCGAGAACCCCCACAACUGGACCAACAAGAAGCGCACAUACAUUGGCCUCGUCAUUUGUCUUUAUACAUUUGUGGUAUACACCACGUCUGCCAUUUACACAUCCUCUUCCGAGGGCGUUAUGAGGGAGUUUGGUGUCAGCCAGCUCAAGGCUACACUCGGUUUGUCCAUCUAUGUCCUGGGCUAUGGCAUCGGCCCGCUCAUCUUCUCGCCCCUGAGCGAGAUUCCUCGCAUUGGCCGCAACCCAGUCUACAUUGUCACCAUGUUCCUCUUCGUCAUCCUCUCCAUCCCAACCGCCUUUGCUCCCAACUUCGCCGGGCUCAUGGUGCUACGAUUCCUCCAAGGCUUCUUUGGCUCGCCGUGUCUGGCCUCGGGUGGUGCCUCACUUGGCGACAUGUACAGCCUCAUGGCGCUUCCCUUUGCCAUGGUUGCCUGGGUCUCCGCUGCCUACUGUGGACCGGCUCUUGGCCCGCUCCUCUCUGGAUUCGCUGUCCCCGUCGAGGGCUGGCGCUGGUCCCUCUUCAUCUCCAUCUGGGCCUCCGCUCCCGUCUUCAUCACCAUGUUCAUCACCCUCCCUGAAACGAGCUCCCCCACCAUUCUUCUUCGCCGAGCUCAACGUUUGCGCAAGCUCACGGGUAACGAACGUUUCAUGUCCCAGAGCGAAAUUGAUCAGCGCCACAUGAAGGUGUCGUCUGUCGCGCUCGAUGCCCUCAUCAAGCCUCUCGAGAUCACCAUCAAGGACCCGGCUGUGCUCUUCGUCCAGAUCUACACCGCCAUCAUCUAUGGCAUCUACUACUCUUUCUUCGAGGUCUUCCCUCUCGUCUACCCGGUCGACUACCACAUGAACCUCGGCCAGAUCGGCCUUGUCUUCCUGUGCAUCCUCGUCUCAUGCAUCAUUGGCAUCGCUGUCUACGUCGGCUACCUUUACUACUACAUGAACCCGCGCAUCAUGAAGUUUGGCAUGCCCGCUCAGGAGAACCGUCUGGUUCCGGCGUUGCCCGCCUCGUUCGGUCCUACCAUUGGCCUCUUUCUGUUCGCGUGGACAGCUCGCGAAUCCAUCCACUGGAUCGUGCCUACCAUCGGCAUCACCAUCUACGGCGCCACCUGCUUCGUCGUCAUGCAAUGCAUCUUUGUCUACGUUCCUCUGAGUUACCCCCAGUACGCCGCAAGCCUCUUCGCCGCAAACGACUUCUUCCGCAGUGCUCUUGCCUGCGGCAGCGUGCUGUUCGCGCAUCCGCUCUUCGGCAACCUGGGCGUCGCCCGCGGCACCAGCCUGCUGGGUGGCCUCAGCGUCAUCGGCAUCGUCGGCAUCUGGCUGCUCUACUUCUAUGGCGCUCGCCUCCGAGCCCUCAGCAAGUUUGCCAUCUCGGAGUAGGGCAGUGGCACCUCUGCAACAUGUCAUGACAAUCAUGUACGCAUAAUGAACUGGGAUACCCUAGCAUCUCAGCAAGCGUUUGCUUCUUGAAAAAAUAUCCUCUCUCAACAUUGCGAGACCUCGAUGGGUCUUUCGGAGUAUAUAGUGUAGCUGGGGAAACAGAGCCCAUUAAUAGACGAAUAGAGCUCAUCCGCGG